Gopherus flavomarginatus (Mexican gopher tortoise) is the source of this 2290-nucleotide messenger RNA. It is a transcript of the gene MKS1, whose product is annotated as MKS transition zone complex subunit 1. Lineage: Eukaryota; Metazoa; Chordata; Testudines; Testudinidae. The record is from RefSeq and is a predicted model, not a curated record. The transcript has 18 exons. The coding region runs from base 5 to 1687 and encodes 560 amino acids. Gene Ontology annotation, cellular component: MKS complex. Gene Ontology annotation, biological process: cilium assembly.
GCCCAUGGAGGAGGCGGGCUGGAGCUCGGACGCCGGCGGGGCGGUGUAUCGCUCCCGGGACCCCGUGCGGAACCUGCGCAUCCGGGUUCACAUCCAGCGGGUCACUUCCGCCAGCCUCCUCCUGCGGCAGCGGCAGCCGCCCGCCGGCCAGCGGGGCCAGGAGCUCGUCCGCUUGGCCACCUUCAGCUCCCAGCCGGCUGCAAGUGGCUAUUGUCCUGAUGAUGAAGAAGAGGCAGUAAUUGGCUGGCAAGAAAAACUGUUCAGCCAGUUUGAGGUGGAUCUGUACCAACAUGAGUCAGCCUGUCAGACCCCCUUGGACAGGCAGUACCACCAGGAAAUCCUGAAGCUGGAGAAGUCAGGAGGCCGGAAGAAUUACCGCAUCUUCACCUACACAGACCAUGACCGAUUCACCAACCUGGAGGAGCGCUGUCAGAAAGUUACCAGCUCAGAGCAGGAGGUGCCAUCCUUCCUGGCAGAGAGGAUGGCCAAUUUAAGGAGAAGACAGGACCGCAGACCAACGGAAGGAAGUGUUUUGAAGUCCCGCAUCAUCACCUGGAAGCCCUCAGAAGAAUUUAUUAAGAAUAACCACGUCAUCAACACCCCUGUUCAGACCAUGUAUAUCAUGGGAGACUUGGGACCAUAUGGGAUGCUCGGCCACAGAGAGUAUGAACACGUACUUUGCACAGUCAAGGUGGAUGGCAAUGGGGUGAUCACAGUGAAACCUGAUUUCACGAGCACUAAAGGUGCUUACAGGAUUGAGCUGGAUGGUGAGAAGCGGGAGCUCUGGAGGUACACCGUUGAAAAUGCCUCAGCCCAGGCGCAACGAGAGGAGGAGGAGCGGGAGCAACGCAUGUUCAGAGAUUUGUAUAGUCGGCACAAGGAAUAUCUCAACGGCCUUGUUGGCUCAGACUUUGAGAUGACUCUCCCUGGUGCACUUCGGCUGUUUGUGAAUGGAGAGAUAGUUUCAGCCCAGGGCUACGAGUAUGACCAUCUCUAUGUUCAUUUCUUCCUGGAGCUGCCCAGCCGUUGGUCGAGCCCAGCAUUCCAGCAGCGCUCUGGCGUGACGCAGACCUGUGCCACCAAGACCCUGGGCAGAGACAAUGUGGCAUACUUCUCCUACCCCUUUACUCUGGAGAUGUUUUUCACCCAAGAGGAUGAGUCAGAAGGCUCUCUCCCACAGUGGCCUGUGAUCUAUUUUGAGGUUCUCUCGCUGGAUUAUUGGCAGAGGUAUCGUGUUGAAGGUUAUGGCUCUGUGGUGCUGCCAGCAGCUCCAGGGUUCCACACCCUGACAGCCCCCACCUGGCGACCCACUGAGCUAGGGACGGUCUCUGAGCUGAGGAGGUUUUUCAUUGGUGGGUCCCCUGAACUGGAGGACAUGACCUACGUCAGAGUGCCAGGAAUCUUCAAGGGAAAGUGCCUGAGCCGCUUUGGUUUCCGCACAGAGACAACAGGGAGCGUCACAUUCCGGCUCCACUGCAUGCAGCAGUCCAAAGCCUUCCUGGAGUCUAGUGCCCUGAGGAAGCGCAUGCAGAGUGUGCUGGACCGGCUCGGGGGCUUCAGCCAGCAGAACUCCCUCUACAGUGUCCUGGAGGCAUUCCAGAGGGCGCGGCGCCGGAUGCAGGAAGCACGUGAGAGCCUCCCUCAGGACCUGAUCAGCACCUCUACCUCUGCCGUGCAGCAGCCAUGAGCAUUGGGCUCCCAGCGGCUCCACUGGCACUGGGCCUGGCUGGGCACAGCAGCCUCUCUUCUAAAAGCACCUUGUGCAGCAAGAGUUUCAGCUCCAGCCCCUUUAGGCUUUGCAAGUGCCUCCCACUGCAGUUGUCAGCGUCUCUAGAAUGCCCAGCCCCCAUACUCUCCUCUUGCAUCCCUACUGGCCCCAGUAAAGGGGCAUCUUCCCUUUGAGGUGAUGUCUGCCUCAGGAUCCCAUCUGGUGUUCCAAACUGGAGCCAGAGCCACUUCCCACCAAAAAGCUGGGUGUGCUCAGCACUGCCUGGUUCCCUGCAUGACAGGGUAACGAGUUGCUAGGCUGACCCUGGUGCUGAUGUCCAAGCACUGUUUUAGAGCACUUCAUACAUGUUUGGUCCGAGGUAAAGCUCUGGGUUUUAUUUGCUCACUUGGGGGUUCAGAGAGCCUCCCAAAGCCUGGGAGGAGCACUCAGGCCCUGGCUUUGGUAGCACCCUGUUUCCUCUGGGUAGUACCUAAGAGAAGUUUCAUAUAUCACCAAAGAUAGACACAAGCAAGCCCCUACCAUUCCUUUCCAGCAACCCCCAGGGUUUGGUACCAGCAAUCC